CUGACUGCUCUUAGAAAAUGCCUCAUCAGUCAAAGUCUUCACAGGCUCCUGAAUACUCGUGCUGAUCAGAUCCAGAAGGGCACCUGAACAUUUCUGGUAUCAGUACCCUGCCUGCUGAGCCUGUGUGCAUUUCCCUGGGGACACUCCUGUAUGCUGGCUUUCAGCUCUAGCUUGUUGCAUGGAUGGAAGCGUAAUGGAAGGGCCAAAGAUAAGUCUGAGGAGAGUGGUGCAAAACCUAAGCAUGUGCUUAGUAACAGAGGAACCCAGACUGAAAGCAAGAAGCCUCUGGAAGAGACAAAAAGCGUGAAGAAGCUGGAUGAAAACAAGGGAGCAUGUGAGAAGGUGAAUACUUCCAGUGCUGUAGCCCACAAAGCUGACUCCAAACCCCAGGUUAAAGACAGGACAGCACAGCAGCAAGGGGUAGAAGGUGCUGGCAAAACACAGAGCUCUAAGAGCUGUUCACAGCAAAAGGACAUCGAUGUCAAAGCUUUGAAACAACACAACAGUCUUCCCUUGGUACAUCAGGAUCAUGUGGGCAACCAAAAUGCUCCUGCUAAAACACAGAACGUGGACAGAGCCCCACACCUUGAUGAGUGCCACAGGCAGCUUGUUCAUCAGAAACCUGGGAAGAAUGAAAACAAACCUCCAGCACCGAGUGCGGCAUCCCGGGAAGCCGUGCCCUCCACAUCCCGGGCUAUAUCUGACACGGGGUGUGAAGUGACACAUACCAGGAUAUCCAUCAGUGUACAUAUGACUGACAUGAAAGAAAAGAUUGAGAUGGCCAAGGAGGGAAACGUAAGUGACAGCAGAGGUAAAAGUCCCAAGUCCACACCAGCAGACUUGAAAGGAGUCAAGCAGGGGCCUGACAAAUUAAAACUUCAACAGAGUCCUAAAAACAUCAGCUCCAAACCAAAUUCAGAAGUUAAAGGGGACGGUAAGCAAAAUGAACUUGCAUCUCAAACAGGGAAGCAACAGCCAUCCCUGAGAAAGCCCAAACCAGGUGACAAACCUGAAGAGAAAUCAGAAUUAAAAUGCAUGCCCAUAAUCUCACCAAAUACCCCUGCCAAGAAGCCUGUGAAAGAUGCAGGGGUAGAAGUGAAAAUCCAUCAAGAAACAGCAAAAGUGAAAAAAUCCCCAACAGAUAGCAAGUCUGAGAGGAGAGAAUCUGAGACUGCAGGGGGAAGCGGACACGACGCUCAGCGGAGUACAGGAGAGGCACCAGAGAAGACCAAGUCUCUGGAAGCUGGCAGAGCUCUUCCCACUCAAGGAGAAAUCAUCGAUGACAGCCCCUCUCCUCCAGCUCCUUUCGAGCACCGCAUCGUGAGUGUCAGGCAAGCAGAGGUGACCACGAGCUACUCCGUGUGUCGGCACGAGGUGCUGGGAGGGGGGCGUUUUGGGCAAGUCCACAAGUGCACGGAAAUAUCGACGGGGCUCAACCUGGCAGCCAAAAUCAUCAAAGUGAAAGGAGCCAAAGAGAAGGAGGAAGUGAAAAAUGAAAUUAACAUCAUGAAUCAGUUAAAUCACGUGAAUCUGAUCCAGCUUUAUGAUGCUUUUGAAGCCAAAAAUAAUAUCACUUUGAUCAUGGAAUAUCUUGAUGGUGGGGAAUUAUUUGACCGGAUCACAGAUGAAAAUUACCAUCUGACGGAGCUGGAUGCCAUCCUGUUCACCAAACAGAUUUGUGAAGGAGUCCACUACUUGCACCAGCAUUACAUUCUCCACUUAGACCUGAAGCCUGAAAACAUCCUAUGUGUAAGUCACACAGGAAACCAGAUUAAAAUUAUUGACUUUGGAUUAGCAAGGCGGUACAAACCCUGUGAGAAGCUGAAGGUGAAUUUUGGGACUCCAGAGUUCCUGGCUCCCGAAGUGGUGAACUAUGACUUUGUUUCCUUCCCCACGGACAUGUGGAGCGUGGGUGUCAUCACGUACAUGCUGCUUAGUGGCCUGUCCCCUUUCCUGGGAGAGACUGAUGCAGAGACAAUGAAUUAUGUAGUCAAUUGCAGCUGGGAUUUUGAUGCAGAAGCAUUUGAACAGCUCUCAGAGGAUGCCAAAGACUUUAUUUCCAGACUGCUUGUGAAGGAGAAAAGCUGCCGGAUGAGCGCGACGCAGUGUCUGAAGCACGAGUGGCUCAACAACCUCCCUGCCAAGGCCCAGAAGUCAAAUUUCCGCCUGAAAUCCCAGCUGCUGCUGCAGAGUUACAUGGCCCACAGGAAGUGGAAGAAACACUUCUAUGUGGUGGCUGCUGCUAACAGGCUGAAGAGAUUUCAGAGUAUGUCUGUCAAGCUUGCGUGAGCUUGUGUGAAACCUCCACCACUCCUGGAGAUGGACAUGAAGCCAUGGAAGGAGGACUCUGUCUUCAAACAUUUCUAUCCCUGUUUUAUAACAUAAGGUUUUGGGACUGUCUUCCUCAAUUAUUCUGUGUGUUAGUACUGCGGUUCCAGAAGUGCCUUAAGGAAGAGGCACAAGAUUUCUGAAAGCAGAAGCUAUUUUGUUUGUUUUUACAAGUUUUUAGUUGUUCUAUACAGUGCUGGAAAAACGUGGCUGUUACUGGGGCUGACUUCUUGCUGAAGGCUUUGAUUCUGCGGAGUAUUGCUGGUGUGUUUAUAGCAGAAAACCCCUGGCAGUUUUCUAGUCUCUCCAGCAAGCACAGGAUCUUUAAAGACUUUCUUCCUGACUGAUGUAUAUGUGUUACCAGUUUAGAGAACUGCCACACAGUGGCACAACUUGUCCCUCAGGUGUUUGUUACUUAAAACAGAAGAUAAAGACAUCAUUUUCUUUCCAAAACGUAAUUUCCCCACAACAUGAAGAUGCUCCGGUGCAACUCCAGCUCGGAUGGUUUUGGUUUGUUGUUUUGGGUUUUUAUUAUUCUACUCUCUCCCUUAAAAAACAGUCACUGCAUAGUUAGGAACUAUGAGGAACCCUGGUUUGAAGUAACUUAAAUCAGUCCAUUGCUGCUGUUUCUAAGGGCAAGUUGAAUUAGCUGAACUGAUUGAACUUCUGGAAGGAGAUGUGUGAAACUGCCAUGAAUACAAAUCACCUAAUGACUGUCGGGUCUAUGCAAAAAGAUCUCAUGGUGUAGAGAAAAGAGGAGAAUUCCAGAGUUUUUAUGUUUUUAAAACUUGUAAGUGCUUUUCUUUGUCCAUGACUGCAGCACUUGUUAAGUUUUAGUCUGACGAUUUGUUUUUCCUCUCUGGGAAUUUUAAUGCAGUCUGAGAAGCUGGUAUAGUGUGACAUGCAAAAGAGGUUUCAUUUCUAACAGGUUCAAUGACAGUGAAACAAAGUGUUGCCAGACUCUGCCUUUACUCCAGUUAGGAGGUUGAAGCCCUUUUUUUCCCCCUCACUUUGCUCUUGAACAUUAAACUUUUUCUUCACAAUAUUAACUUAUUUUGGAUUUUAAACUCUUAUGUGUAGAGUUGGAGUCACUUACAAUCUUUCAGAUAAAAGUACAACACUAUUUAUUAAACCCGUGGUUUCCUGUUCUGGAUUCUGCAAAACUCAGUGUGAACUGGAUGGGCUCUUAGGAAAAAUGGAAACUAAUAUUACUAAAAGUAGCUUUCUAGCAAAGGCACGUGUAAAGCUCCUCUGAACAGUAUGGCCCGUCACAUCCCUUGAAUUUGCACAAGUGUUGGUUGCUAAUGAUGAGGUUUGUAAGACUGGCUUACUCUAGCUAUUUUUUUCCACUCAAGUGCUUCUCACUGUGCCUAGUCUUGACUUCUGCAGUAUUUCCAGAAUUGGGACAAAGAAGAAUCUUGAUAAUUUAUCACCUUCUGUGAAGGCCCACUUUUGUUCGUGUUUUCCUUCCACAGUGUUUC
Messenger RNA from Pseudopodoces humilis (Tibetan ground-tit), 3809 nucleotides. It is a transcript of the gene MYLK3, whose product is annotated as myosin light chain kinase 3. The record is from RefSeq and is a predicted model, not a curated record. Gene Ontology annotation, cellular component: nucleus. Gene Ontology annotation, biological process: intracellular signal transduction; positive regulation of apoptotic process; protein phosphorylation. Gene Ontology annotation, molecular function: protein serine/threonine kinase activity; ATP binding. Lineage: Eukaryota; Metazoa; Chordata; Aves; Passeriformes; Paridae.